Molecule: messenger RNA, 3963 nt
Organism: Salmo salar (Atlantic salmon)
Lineage: Eukaryota; Metazoa; Chordata; Actinopteri; Salmoniformes; Salmonidae
Gene: thsd1
Product: thrombospondin, type I, domain containing 1
Cellular component (GO): cell periphery
Source: RefSeq, a predicted model, not a curated record
GCGCAAAGGGAUUUCCGUGGCUCCCCGGUCUCUGCUCUGCUUCUUCUCUCUCUCUCUCUGAAGUUGAUCUGUAAUCGAGCUGCUGUUCGGCGGGUGACGGUCAUUUAUCAUCUGUGGAGGUUGACGAUCAGAAACGGACGGAAUGACGUUUCCACGGAUGAGUCGAGACGAUUGAUGGAGGUUUCGUUGGGAAUAAUCAAUGCCUUUUCUGACUCUACAGGAAAUAGCAUUUAGGAUGUUGGAGGAGGAGUGUCAUGUGGUGUGACAGUGUGGGGGUUCCGGGGCUCACGCAUCGGAAUGCCACAGGGUUCCACGCCGACUCCGCUGCUCGUCCUCCUAUUGGCCACGCUGGGAUACGCUAUGGCUGGCCUCCACCUGUGGCCAUCCGUCCAUGUUGCCCUUAGCAACAGCAGUGUGUUCCUCAACUACGACACCGCAGAGCGCAAUGCUUCCUCCGACAUCCGGAACAUGACCCUAACUCUGGUUGACACGGAAACGAACGCCACCCUGCUCACCAGGACCCUGCCGGCCAACCAAUCAGAGGGGAGAUUAGAGUUCAACUGCUCCUGCUUCCUGUACGCUGGAACGUUCCACUUCCGCCUGGAGCAGAUUGACUACGCAACCGCCAAUUCUAAUGCUAAUGCUAGCCUAACGGAUAGAGAUGGGAAUGGGGUUGUUACUACUACUACUACUACUACGACUACUACUGCCACCUGGUGGUGGAGCUCUGAGCUUCAGGUGGAGUGGCCGACCUUUCACAUUGCCGUGGACCGAGCCAGCAACCAGUCAGGAUCCUUCCAGGUGGGUAUCUCGACCAAUGAGCUGUUCCAGUCCUGCUCCUCUGGCCUUGGUUCCGCCCUCUUCCUGGAGGUCAGCUACCUGGAGUUCAACCAGAUUGGUCGAAAUAGCAUCGACAAGGUCCGCGCCCGCACACGGCACCCAAUCAAAGAGCUGCAUUCUCAGACGGUGGAUCUGUUGUGUGCGUUUCAUUUCACGGAGCGAGACUUCAUCAGGGUGGCGCUGCGCUCCCCUCACACAAACCAGGAUGUCAAGUCAUCUGGUCCUCUCUACCUCUCUAGGAUCUUCUCCUAUAAGCUACUGGUGGACAACAUCAACUCCUACAGGUCAGGCUGCGAGGGAGCGGUAUCUUUACGACUGGUGACCCCUCCCUGUGCUCUGAUCAACGGCAAGGUCCUCUUAUUCCGGGACGGAGAUGUGGGGUCAGAGGGAAAGGGGGGCACAGGGGCGGGGGGAGGGGUGAUGGGGGCGGAAGGCCUGCCCCCCUCCGUUCCACUGGCGUUUAAUUGGCUGACACAGGGGGAGAACGAGACAGAAUUCAACUGUUCGGUGUUUGACCCAGGAAGGAAUAAAUACUGCUUUAGAUUCGUGCUCAACUUCAGCCGCUCCCAGAGUCCAGCACAGACCUGCCUGGUGGUAAACAGGAACACAGAGUCAUGGGGUGUGUGGCAGGCGUGGAGUGUGUGCAGUGUGAGCUGUGGAGAGGGGGUGAGGGAGCGAGUGCGAGAGUGUCUGCUGCCCUCCGGUGGUGGGAGUAUGCAGUGCACCGGCAUGGUCAAGGAACAGUCUCUCUGCUCACUGGAAGACUGUGCAGUCCUCCCCGCUCCCUCUCCGUCCGCCCCGCCUCCUCCAGCCUCCUCCUCCUUUCUCGGUGGUAACCUGGUAGUCGUGGCCGGUAUAUCCCUGUGUCUGGCUGUCAUCCUAGCUACCAUCCUGGUCACCCUGUGGCGUAAACUCUGCCGGACGCCCCAGUGUAGCUCGGUCCGCCGCGGAUCUAUGCACUCACCUGGGGGACGUAAACUCUCUGACGAGGCCUCCAUCUGUGGGAACAGCCUCCAGAGACCCAGCCUCUCCGACAGCCAGGGGAACCACGGGGGCACAGGGCCAGGGUUAGCCCAGAACGAAAGGCCUAACCUGGGGUGUAAACCUCUACCUCAGCCUCCUCCUCUAGUUAUUCCCCUGGUUCAGGACCCAGAUAGACUGUCUCCAUCGGGACAGAAGGUGCUACCGCCAAUCUUUGGGUAUCGUCUGGCCCAGCAGCAGUUAAAAGAGAUGAAGAAAAGAGGUUUGAGGGAAGCCACCCAGCUCUAUCAUGUCUCACAGAGCCCUGUCCACGACACUCUGCUGGAGGAAUCCCCCACCGCCACAGCCACCCCUACCCAGCCAGGGUUCACCCUCCCUGGGCUCAGUCCCAACUCCAGCCCCCUGAACCUCCAGGAAGACGAUUCUAAUCUGAGCCGGUUUCGUAUCACCGCCCCCUUCCCCGAGCCCAGGGUCCCACAGCGCAGCUCGGUUACUCUGCCAGACAGACUGAGCCCCAGGGUGGAGCUUGUCCUGGGGCCUCCCGUGGCCGGGUACAUGAGAGAAGGUGGUGGCGGGAGCUCCGAACGACGAGACCGCACGGCGGACUGGGUGGAGAUGGUGGAGAGGACUGGGUUAGGAGGGAUGGGAGGAGGAGGCGUUCCCUUCAACUCGUACCAGAAAAACCCAAACUGCAGACGGACAUCCAGCUUUCACGACACCAAGCCCCCACCUCCCCCAGCAGCCCCAUGUCGCCCCCACAGGGAGAGGAGUCAGACCCAGGUGGGUCCCCGCACCAGGACCCUCCCCGAGGGAAGCUGUAGGACCCGAGGAACCUUGGGGAACCAGACCCAGAACCCAGCCUACCCCCCCUAUCCCAUCCCAGAGCAGAGCACCCCUGACUGGGCCAGGCCCAAACCGCGACCCCCUUGGCCUGGGGACGACAGGAGAAGACCCUGGGUGGAGACUGGAUGUCCUCCGUGUUUCAGUAACAAACCAAAACACGCUGAAAACAACAACACUUACUUGAUCUCUGACCCUAAACACACAGAGACCAACACUACAACGGCGGCCAUGUUAGGAUCUGAGCUGCUUAGCAACACUGAACUCACCCUGGAGAGGGAGAGGCGGAGGACUGGUGAUAGAAGAGAAGGAGGUGAAGAGAGAGGAGAGAGAGGUGGGAAUUCAGGUAUAGGUGGACCAGGAUUAGGACCAGGGGUGGGGUCUCGUGGCUGCCCUGCUUACCUCACCCCGGACCGGGCGGAGCGGGCAGAACAUAACUGGAACCGUCGAGGCCCUUCCCCGAUUCAGAGAAAUAUCCUGGCCAGGAAGCUGAGAGAGGCUCAGUCCUGCAACACCGCCUCCGACCAGCAGGGGCGCCAUAACCAACAGCAGCAGAGGCAGCGCAGCUCCACAUUUAGCGUGUCUGUCAGUGAACAAAGGAAAGGGAGGUGCAGGUCUCUUCCUCUGUCUGGAGACUCCACCUAUGGACUGACUGAGGCAGAGCAAUGCAUGCUGGAUCUAGAUAUGACCUCGCUAUACCUGGGAGAGGAUGAGUUCUGACCUGUACACACCUAGAGGGGAGGAGAGGGUUAACAGACAAUGAAGAGAGGAAAGAAAAGCAGGGGUUGAGAGGAGGAGAGGAGGAGCUGUCUUGUUGUCUAGAAGGUGCCCAGGGGAGGAAGACAGGAGAAGAGGAAGACAGGAGAAGAGGAAGAGAGGAGAAGAGGAAGAGAGGAGAGCCUGUCUUGUUGCCUGGAAGGUGCCCAGAAGAAGAGGAGAGGAGAAAGUUGUAAAGACAUGACUGAGCCUUGUUUUUUUGUUACUCUUUUACUGAAAAUCCUUUGGUUAACGCUUGACACCAGCAUCAUAACGCGUUAUGACACAGUUAUAACCAUGUCACAAUGUCAUAACAGCUGACAUAACUUAUAACUGAUCAUAAUAUGGUCAUAACACUGUCAUCAAAUCAAACUGUAUUUGUCACAUAUACCUUACCGUGAAAUGCUUACUUACAAGCCCUUAGCCAACAAUGCAGAUAAGAAAAAUAAGAGUGAAGAAAAUAUAGGGGGUACCGGUAUCGAGUCAAUGUGCGGGUGUACAGGUUAGUCGAGGUACUUUAAAGUACUACUUAAGUAGUUUUUUGGG